CUAAUAUAAUAAUUGAAUAGACACAGUGACAAAACGUGUAACUGAAUAAAUCCUGGAUAAUAUUUUGAAAGAAACAGCUUUAAUUUUGUCACUGAUACAAAACUGUUCUCACAGUAUAAUCGUACAUUGAAUUGCUGGAGUUACAGUGACAUCUAGUGGCGUAAACGCGGCAUCACACAAAAGCAUCGAUUCUUUUAUUUAUUUAAAAAAAUAAAAAUAACCAAAAGAACAGUUAGUUCAACACAAGUCAUGUGAUCUAAACAUGGUGGCCUUCGUGUCAAAUUAAACAGCUUGAAUAAUGUGAUUUGUACAUGGUUGUAAACAUAUAUCGUUAAUUUCCUAAAUGUAUGAACUUCUAUUAAAACAUUAUACGCUUGUUUCCGGAACUGCUGUCGUUUUUAUUGCUUUGUUAACGAUCUUCCACGUGACUGAUAACAGCGACGUUCACUUUAAGCUCCUCCCCCUUUGUUAGAGUUUCGUUUUCCUUUCCUCGGGAUUCUCUUAUUUCCCGGUCAGUCCGUAAGCCCGGUUCUCCGGAACCGAUUCACUUCACAAUGACGGAGGCGGCGAUCGUUAAGAAGAUCUGCGCUCAUAACGGAUCUAUGAAUUACGACGAUUUAACGUCGGUAUUCGGUCUGCACGACGAAGCCCUGGACUCGGUCGUCGCCCGCAGCGAAUCGUUCGCGGUGGCGUUCGUGAACGGACAGAAGAGAGUGAUCGCCAGAAGCAAAGUCCGUCUGUGUCGAGUCCAGAACUGUCCGGGCUGCGCGAACCUGCAUCUGUGCAAGUGGUUUCUGUUCGGUUCGUGCCGCUUCGACAGAGGAAGACGAGGAUGCCGCUUCAGUCACGAUCUGCUCUCGGGUCAGAAUGCAUUAGUUCUGACCGCUCACGGUCUGAACACACUGGACGUAAAGGAGCUGUGCAUUCUGCUCAUGCAGAGCGAUUACUCAUUCCUCCCGGCGGUGUGUCAUUCGUAUAAUAACGGCACGGGAGAAUACGGCCGCUGUCAGGAGAACUGCAAGAGGCUCCACAUCUGCGAGAAAUAUCUGCGAGGGUCCUGCGACUGCAUUCGGGCUCAUGACUUCUACGAGCCGCAUCCGCUGAAGACGCUGCAGGACAGAGGCGUCCCCGCCGAGCUCAUGGUCGUCAUGAAGGACCUGUACUCCAACAUCGAAGCCCUGAGGCAUCUUUCCAAGGCACCUUCUGCUCCAAACGCUGCAGGACCGAACCCCAGAAGAGGCCCGAAUGCACAGAACCGGAGACAAGAGACCCAGAGGCCUCCACAAAACAACACAGAGAAAACGGAGAUCUGCUUGUACUUCAUCAAAGGACACUGCACACACGGUGUCUCGUGUAGGAGGGAGCAUUCCACUCUGCCCUAUAAAUGGGAAGUUAAAGAAGGAUUGGAAUGGAAGGCUCUUCCUGACAACGAGGCCAUCGAGAAAGAUUACUGCGAUGCUGCAACAACAUACAGCUCUGGAAUGAACCCGGUUUAUUUCGAUACGAUGACCCAAGGCUCUCACAGCGUGCGGCGUCUGUCGACGGUACCCUCGGUGCUCCAGCCCACCUUCAUCCUGACCACCGAGUGGAUCUGGUACUGGGAGGACGAGUUUGGGAACUGGAUCCAGUAUGCCACAGCGGAGGGGAGUCACGGAUUGUCUUCCAUUUCCAGCGCUGAACUCGAGCAGAAGUAUCAGGCCGAUAUCAACGCUGUGGUGGAGUUCACAGCCGGAUCGCAGACAUACGAGCUCAGCUUCGCGGAUAUGAUCCAGACAAACAAACGCUACACAACCAAAAAACUUGUCAGACGUCGCCCCAAAUUUGUGUCAGCGGCUGAUGUUCGAACAAUCAAGACAACUAAAAGGAUGCCCAAUAAUUUCAAGGCUCUGCCGGAGCACUGGGAUAAAGCUCUGACUCCUGAAACCGGAUACAAGAGUGUGCUGCUGCAGAGCACGUCCGCCGAAUACAUCAAAAUCAAAGAACUGUUCGGUCGCACCAUGACCGGCUUCAGAAUCCUGAAGAUUGAGAGGAUCCAGAACAAAGCAUUAUGGGAAGUUUAUCAGUGGCAGAAGGACUUCAUGAAAAAGAACAACGGAGGCAGAGACGUGACCGAGAAGCAGCUCUUCCACGGCACCGACAGCACGCAUUUAGAAGCUAUCUGCCACAACAACUUCGACUGGAGGAUCUGUGGGACUCACGGCACGGCCUACGGGAAAGGUAGUUACUUUGCCAGGGAUGCCAAAUACUCUCACAGCUACACCAAAGACUCAGGCACUCGUUCCAUGUUCGUGUGUCGCAUCCUGGUCGGCAGCUACACCAAAGGUGACUCCAGCUACCUCCGGCCUCCAUCCAAAGACGGAGGAGACACCGUCUUCUACGACAGCUGUGUGAACGAUGUCUUAGAUCCGUCCAUAUUUGUAGUGUUUGAGAAGCACCAGAUCUACCCCGAGUAUCUGAUUGAGUAUAGCGACUCCAGCGGGUUUGAUUCACCCUUCCGUCCUGCGGCGGCGGCGAGGAGGCAUGUAGCUGUUCCUGCGAACGCCGGCGUCACAUUCACUCCCUCGCACACCUCCUACUAUACUCCCUCCACGACUGCAUCUUCUUCACUCUCCUCGCCCUCCUAUACCUCCUCCUUCUCCUCAAGCACCUCCUACUAUAAACCCUCCUCGUCUGCGUCAUCCUCAUACACUGCCUCGUAUAUUUCAUCCUUAAACGCCUCUUCCUCGCAUGCUUCUCCCUCACAAUCCUCAUAUUCCUCAACUACUCCAAAGUCUCCGAAGUCAGAGUGCAUCCUUUCCUGACCAUGUGAUCAGGCGUCAUGUGAUCGCGUUGUGUGCUUUAGAGGAAGCCAGUGAAAACUUAACACUGAUAAUCAAAAAAAAAUUAAAUAAAAAUCAACAUUACACAAUAGUUACACAAAAGUGUCUUAUCGUCUCAGUUUAAAGCCCUAAUCUGACAUGCAUUCAAAUGUAACAAAAUGUUGGGCGGGGCUCGGUUCUGUGCAUCAGUUGUUGAUUGGAUGUUGAGAUGUGGGCGUGGCUCUGAAAGUGUAUGCAGAUGAGCGCGAGCGUGCAGGGGCGGGGCUUAAGAGGAGGACAUGCCUUGAGAAGAGACUGGAAGAUUUGAUUAAAAAAAAGUCGAAAUGUAAACAGAAAUUUCAUACCCGCUUUGAUGGAGAUGUGUAAUUUGUCUUGAUCUUUACUUGGAUCUUUGUAAUAAUCUCAAUAUUUGAGAUACUUGUCACAAUAAAGCUAUCCAAUACUUAAGGAAA
Cyprinus carpio (common carp) is the source of this 3271-nucleotide messenger RNA. RefSeq names its product protein mono-ADP-ribosyltransferase PARP12-like. Gene Ontology annotation, molecular function: NAD+ poly-ADP-ribosyltransferase activity; metal ion binding. Lineage: Eukaryota; Metazoa; Chordata; Actinopteri; Cypriniformes; Cyprinidae. The record is from RefSeq and is a predicted model, not a curated record.